Messenger RNA from Ilex paraguariensis (yerba mate), 654 nucleotides. The record is from the annotation of a GenBank genome assembly. Lineage: Eukaryota; Viridiplantae; Streptophyta; Magnoliopsida; Aquifoliales; Aquifoliaceae.
AUGCCUUCAAAUCUACCAAAAUCGUCUCUUUUGCUUCACAGAAUCAACAAUACAACCACAAAUUCCACCACCUACAAACAAUCCCCUCAACAGCAGCCCAGCGUCAGCCUCCAACGGCAGACACCACUACCGUGUGCUACCCCUGUGCCAGACGCUGUGGCAAGCUACCAUACCCAUCCAAUGGGACCCAACCAGUGCUGCUCCGCCGUGAUCCAACAAAUCUCCGCCCCGGUAUCCACUGUGUGGUCCGUCGUCCGCUGCUUCGACAACCCCCAAGCCUACAAGCACUUCGUCAAGAGCUGCCACGUGAUUAACGGCGAUGGUCACGUUGGCACCCUUCGUGAAGUCCACGUCAUCUCAGGCCUCCCUGCAGCCAACAGCACCGAGCGCCUCGAAAUUCUCGACGACGAAAGUCAUGUCAUCAGCUUCAGCGUCGUCGGUGGGGACCACCGCCUAGCGAAUUACCGGUCGGUCACAACCUUACACCCAACUCCGGCGGGAAAUGGGACAGUUGUCGCCGAGUCAUACGUGGUUGACAUACCGGUCGGCAACACUAAAGAAGAAACUAUGGUGUUCGUCGACACCAUUGUCCGAUGCAACCUACAAUCACUAGCUGAGACUGCAGAGAACUUGGCCAGACGAAACUGUCCAUGA